AUGAAAGGUGCCGGUGGCGGGGCAGCAGGAUCAGGCUCGGGGAGACCAGCAGUUGCAAACAAGCCUUCAUACCUUACUGGCGGUGCCGGACCCAGCUCCAAUCUGGCAGGCAAGCGGGGGACCGAGGAUCUCGACUUUUUCAUCGGAGAUGAGGCAUUGGCUGCAUCGGCUGGCCCGGGAUACAGCAUAAAUUACCCUAUCCGACAUGGCCAAAUCGAGAACUGGGACUACAUGGAACGAUUCUGGUCAAAUUCCAUAUUCAAGUAUCUGAGAGUCGAGCCAGAAGACCACUACUUCCUCCUGACAGAGCCGCCUCUGAACCCCCCCGAGAAUCGUGAGAACACCGCCGAGAUCAUGUUCGAAUCCUUUAAUUGCGCUGGUCUAUACAUUGCCGUGCAAGCGGUGCUAGCAUUGGCCGCCUCGUGGACAUCUUCGAAAGUCACAGAUAGAUCUCUGACGGGGACUGUCAUCGAUUCCGGCGACGGCGUCACCCACAUUAUUCCAGUCGCGGAGGGGUAUGUCAUUGGCUCCUCGAUCAAAAGCAUACCGAUAGCGGGGCGAGACAUCACAUAUUUCGUGCAAAGCCUGCUUCGAGACAGAGGAGAAGCAGAUAGCAGUCUGAAGACUGCGGAGCGGGUCAAGGAAGAGUACUGCUAUGUCUGUCCGGACAUUGUUAAAGAGUUUGCGCGAUACGACAAGGAACCUGACCGAUUCCUCAAACACACUGUGACGCAACCAAACGGAAGGACCCUUACAAUUGACGUGGGCUACGAGCGAUUUCUUGCUCCCGAGAUCUUCUUCAACCCCGAAAUCUACUCGUCCGACUUUCUUACACCCCUGCCAACCGUGGUGGACGGAGUGAUCCAAUCCUCGCCCAUCGACGUGCGGAGAGGUCUCUACAAGAACAUUGUCUUGUCUGGCGGUUCAACGUUGUACAAGGACUUUGGUCGAAGAUUGCAGCGAGAUAUCAGACACUUGGUAGAUGCACGCAUCAGAGCAUCUGAAGCGCGCAGUGGUGGCGCCAAGAGCGGUGGACUAGACGUGCAAGUCGUGACACACAAGCGACAAAGACACGGACCUUGGUUUGGAGGCAGUUUGCUGGGACAGACGCCAGAAUUCAGGAGUUAUUGCCAUACCAAAGCCGAGUACGACGAGAUCGGACCGAGCAUUGUCAGGCGAUUCGCUUUACUGGGCGGCCCAGGUAGUUCUUAG
Messenger RNA from Cladophialophora yegresii CBS 114405, 1212 nucleotides. RefSeq names its product actin-like protein 3. Bases 1 to 1212 code for a protein of 403 amino acids. The transcript has 2 exons. Gene Ontology annotation, biological process: Arp2/3 complex-mediated actin nucleation. Gene Ontology annotation, cellular component: Arp2/3 protein complex; actin cortical patch. The record is from RefSeq and is a predicted model, not a curated record. NCBI's taxonomy places the organism in Eukaryota, Fungi, Ascomycota, Eurotiomycetes, Chaetothyriales, Herpotrichiellaceae. Gene Ontology annotation, molecular function: actin filament binding.